Pistacia vera is the source of this 925-nucleotide messenger RNA. RefSeq names its product protein root UVB sensitive 6-like. The record is from RefSeq and is a predicted model, not a curated record. The transcript is spliced from 5 exons. The annotation marks the transcript as partial. NCBI's taxonomy places the organism in Eukaryota, Viridiplantae, Streptophyta, Magnoliopsida, Sapindales, Anacardiaceae.
GGCAAGUUCCCUCAUUACGAGAGGGGAAUUUGCAGGAAGAUAUAUUCAGUUUUCCCUGGUUAAAGGAUAGACCUGUUGUUCUUGGAUCAAGAUUUAAAGAUGCAUUCCAAGACCCAUGUGCAUAUCUUUCCAUAGAGCCUCUAUUUGAGAAAGAGAGAUAUGUAGUGACAUAUAAUCCUUCAAAAGAUAAAGUAUAUGCAUUGCUCAAGGAUCAGGCGAAGUCAGAUGACAUUCUAAAAGCGGCAUUUCAUGCUCAUGUGCUUUUGCAUUUCAUACAAUCUGCAAACAAUUCUCGAUCUUCAUCCUGGAAGGAGCAGGAACAUGAUCAUUCAAAAUUAAUGCCCACAACUGCCAAUCUUGAGGCUCGUAUUGCAGAAUCAUGUAAGACGGUCUCAAGUGCAUAUGGGCUUUUCAAGAGUAAAGUUGCAGAACAGGGUUGGAGAAUGUCUGAUUCGCUUCUGAAUCCCGGCCGAGCACGACUUGUAUUCCCUGGUUAAACGACAGAACACACUCCAUCUCUUUCACUAUCUAAAGCUGGAUGUUAAACUUGCCAAGCAAAAGAUAACCAUCCACAACCAAUGCUGAAAACAUACAAGCGAACAAGAGUUUGCCAUUGAUACCAUGGAUCUCAUCAAGCCUACAAUUCUCGUGCUUCGCCAAAUCUGAAACAUUCAAGAAAGAUAACGACACUACCCGAGUGGAAAAAUUAACCAUUUGCAUAAAGUUGCAGGGUGUAAUAUACAUUGGAAUUACUUGCUUUUUCAUAUCUGGGUUUCCAAAUAUCUUUUCUUCUUCUUUUUUCCUCUCAAGUUUAUUUUACUAUAUUUGAAACCCAUUUUGUAUCAAAAUUUUCUCCACUUCCCAACAUUGCAGAGGUAAAUAUCAAGUUUUUUUAACUAGUGAAAAGCUUAAGGUUGUGUUUUUU